Rubroshorea leprosula is the source of this 1595-nucleotide messenger RNA. The record is from the annotation of a GenBank genome assembly. NCBI's taxonomy places the organism in Eukaryota, Viridiplantae, Streptophyta, Magnoliopsida, Malvales, Dipterocarpaceae.
GUCAAAUUUGCCUUUUGCUUCGGCUGCUUCGAAACAAAAGGAUAUAUAGGGAUAGUUUGGAUAAUUGAUAAGAAGAAGAAAUAAUGGCUUUUUGAGAUUUUCCCCUUUCUUAAUUCUCCUAUUCAAUACAACCCUUACAACUAAUAUUUCUAUAUAGAUAGAGGAAGUGAGAGAUUUAAUGGGUUUUCCAGGAUCUUGAUGAGGUCAAAGAUAUUGGUCCAGUUGGUUUAGGAUCUUGAGAAAGAUUGAGUCUUUGUGAGAAAUAAGGUAGUGUGGAUUUUGGGGUUCGAUAGAUAGGUAAAAGGGUGUCUGAAAAGAAUACCAAAAAAAAAAAAAAAAGGGAAAAUUGAUUGAAGAUUUGGUUUUGAUGGUUUUGUUUGGGUUUUUAGGUUAGUUGAUAGGGAGAGAUUGAUGGGUAAGAAGAAGCCUCAGAAAACUAAGGAACUUUCUGUAGCAAUGGCAGAAGCUUCAUCAACAGGGGAUGGAACAGAGCAACAGCAACCACAGCCUGAGCUAGGUCCACUGCAAGCUCCUCGGAAGAGAGGUAGGCCUCGAAAGAUCGUUAAAAUGAUUGAAAGUGAAGAGAAAAAAGAAGAGCAAACAGAGGAAGAUGAAGGGAGUGAAGCAAAGAAAGUAGAGACUACAGAGGAAGAAGAAGAAGAAGAAGAAGAAGGGAAGAAGCUAAAGGAAAAAGCAGAGUCUUCCAAAGGAGAUGAGAAGAAAACAGAACCUUCAAGAAGCAGAGCUAGAAGAAAAAGCAAACCCAGAAAAAGCAGCUGAAACUUCCAUAACAAUCAGGUAGGUGGUUCUAGAAAAAAAAUAUAUUAAAUGAUUUUUGCUUUUGACGUUUAUGAAGCUUCUAGGGUUUGAUUCUUUUUUGCUUAAUCUCUUCCAAAUGAAAGUUGAAACAUAGAAAACAGCUUUGCUUUGUCCUUUUGAUUGCAGUAAUUGUGCUUAAUCAUAUUGUUCAUGUUGAAGCUUGAAGAUUGAUUAUUAAUACACAAAUCAAAGAUCCUUGCUUUUGUGAUUAAUUUCUUACUUUCUAAGUUCUUAUGAUAUGUCUAUAUAGUGAUUAUGAGUAAGAAAACAGAAAGUAGGAAAGAAAGAGAAAAAUUUUGCUAUUAACAAAGAUAGAAGAGAUGGGGAAGAUGUUAGGAAAAAUGAGUGAAGGUACUUUGCUGCUUCCAGCGUUGAGCAGUGAGGACUGUGCUAUUAGUCUAUUUUGGGGAGACGCCGAAUCUAUCAAAAAGCAAAAUCGACUCCAACUCAUUGCCACUGGCACGUUGCUUUCAAGCUCGUCGGCGAAUAGCCUGUGUGGGGGCUGUAGGGUGGGACAAAUGCGCUCUUAUGGCGCGUGGAGGGGAGGCGGCUUCGUCGGUCGUUGCACUCGCAGGAGAACAGCGGUGGAGACGUCUUUUUAUAGGAAGACGUGGACGUUGCAAAGACGCGCUCUUAAAUGGGUCCCCUCAGCGCUCAGCCCCUCUCUUUCACUUUCAGUACAAGUAAACACAGGUUGCUCAUACAUUUGCAGCUUCAAAAGAUUAUGAGAAUUGCGAUCGAAACAAUCUCAUGAUAAUACGGUUCUUAGAGUGUGU